UUCCCCCCCCCGUCCCGUCUCGUCUCGUCUUGUCUUCUUCCGCGUCAUGCACCUGCACGCCCCGUAGUUUUCCCCUUCCCCAGCCACGACCAGCACACGGCUCGGCCGAGUUCCUCGACGUCGCAUCCCGCGCAUUUGAUCCUAGAGCCCUCUCCGAGCCCCCCAAAGUAUCAGCUUCUCUGCGAAUAGAAAGGCACGAUGUCUUCGACUUCCGGCACGCCUGAAUCCUGGAUCUCCUCGUUCUGCUCUCUCCUGGGUCACGAGUAUUUCGCGGAGGUGUCCGAAGAGUUUAUCGAAGAUGACUUCAAUCUCACCGGCCUGCAAACGCAGGUCGCAAUGUACAAGGAGGCUCUCGAGAUGAUACUAGACGUCGAGCCUGAAGAUGAUGAAGACGAAGAGGACGAGGACGACGAAGAAGAGGAUGAAUCUAUCGAAGGCCCCGACCGCACGCGCCAUGGCGAACGACGCAACCAUAGCCGAAUAGCCAGUGACCUAUCCGUUAUCGAGUCCUCGGCUGAGAUGUUGUAUGGCCUUAUCCACCAACGUUUCAUCUGCUCACGGGCAGGCAUCCAGCAGAUGUCCGAGAAGUAUGAGCUAGGCCACUUCGGCGUCUGUCCUCGUCACCAUUGCGAAGGCGCUCGAACUCUCCCCGUCGGCCUCUCCGAUAUUCCAGGCGAGGAGACGGUCAAGCUAUUCUGCCCUUGCUGCCUUGACGUCUACGUGCCUCCCAAUAGCAGAUUUCAGACUGUGGACGGCGCCUUUUUUGGCCGCACAUUCGGCGCCCUCUUUCUGCUCACCUUUCCGGAGUACGACCUUACUAAGCGAGGUGCCGACGUACUGGCCGGCGCGCGUGUGAGCGAUGACGACAAGGACAUGCUGAACGGCAUGCACAUCUGCAACAUCGCGCCGAGUCUGGGCAAGAACAAAAUAUACGAACCCCGUAUCUACGGCUUCCGCGUGUCGGAAGUGGCACGAUCCGGUCCGCGGAUGCAAUGGUUGAGAGACAAGCCGGAUGAUAUCACGGAAUUGGACGAGGCACGUCUCUACGCGGAGAACAACCCAGAUAGCGAAGACGACGACGACAGCACGAAUCUCAACGGACGACCCGUACGGAGACUGCGUGCGCGGAGACGACACGGCCAAGGCGGGAGCCCGAUGGCGGUGGAGACCAACGGUGCCGAGUCAGAGCUAUGACAAGAUCGAUAACGGUCCAGCCAACUGGCUCGGGUCCCCUCGAAUUAGACUGAAGGAGUUACUGUUACUGGAAUUUCUCAUGCGCAUUACUCCUUCGUUCUCCAGCGCUGCCGGAGGAGUACACGCGUGCGCGCGCUAUAAACACGU
Durotheca rogersii is the source of this 1341-nucleotide messenger RNA. Its product is annotated as casein kinase II regulatory subunit-domain-containing protein. The coding region runs from base 199 to 1194 and encodes 331 amino acids. The record is from RefSeq and is a predicted model, not a curated record. Lineage: Eukaryota; Fungi; Ascomycota; Sordariomycetes; Xylariales; Xylariaceae. The transcript has 2 exons. Gene Ontology annotation, molecular function: protein kinase regulator activity. Gene Ontology annotation, cellular component: cytoplasm; protein kinase CK2 complex.